AUGGUGAGCUUCUCUAGUCUUCGGCUCACCCCUGAGGGUCGCUUGCAGCCAGUGACCUUCACGUAUUCAGGGGAUGCUCUCCAUGAGAAGUUGUUUGACGCUCAUGCGUCCGGUGCCCAGGCUCAUGACACACCCUUACAUGCUGUGAGGUGUGGCCUUCGUAAUGCCAAAUUCUGUUUACAUUACAGUGCCCAACUCGCACCGAGGCUUGGCCAACUACCCACGAAGCUCUUCUUUCCCGACUCGAAAGUUGAUCGGCCGGUUGCGGAGUGUCCUGGUUACAAGUGUGUCUUCGUCUUCAGGCCCGAUCUUGCGGAUCAGCUCAUCGUGCUGAGCCUCCACCUAUCUCUAGAGAAAGAUGCACGAGACUACCUGAGGACUCAGCCUAAUCGCGUUGCUUGCCAGCUGGUGUCAGACCAGCAGCGCCGUGACAGAGUGAAGUUCAUCUUCGGCUCGGUCAUAGUGAUCCGUAGACAACUGAUGGGGCAAAGGGCAGACCUCAGCAUGGAGGAGUUCCAGAAGCUCACAAAGGACGUGAAAGAUUUUCGAGUGAUGUUUGAAGCCGAGCCCAAGCCGGCUCGGGACCUCAGUGUUCUGAGGACGAUGCCGGCGCCAUGGGCGCCGGAAACCAGCCUGCCCGUCAAGCGCACCGCAAAGGCUGCUGCAGCCUGGACUGCGCCGCCCUCGAAGUUGGACGACGAUUGCCUCAGCACGGCUGCGGUCUCGGUGGCUUCGGAACUCGAGGCUGUCUCCGUGAUCCAAUCGCCAAGCCCCGCCAGCCAGACGAAGCCUCCGGCUGAUUGGAGCACGGAGGAGGUGGCGGCGUGGCUGUGGACGUUGGACAAUGGUGCUGGAAAGUGGGACAGGUACGUGGACCUCUUUCGGGAGAACCAGAUUAAUGGGACCGCGCUGCGCACGCUCACUGGUGAGGAGCUCCGCGACGAGCUAGGGGUCACAGCUUUUGGACCACGGAAGGUGAUCUUGGCGGAAAUUCAAAAGCUCUUCGCAGCUGGAUUGUGA
Molecule: messenger RNA, 1020 nt
Organism: Symbiodinium natans
Lineage: Eukaryota; Dinophyceae; Suessiales; Symbiodiniaceae
Source: the annotation of a GenBank genome assembly